UACUUAAAUACUAUAUAAAAGAUGCGAUAUCUUUUAAAUGAUUCAUUUUUCUGAAUCAAAAGUUAGUACAAUACCAAAACUCUUGAGAGAUUCAUCAGUUAUUUUUUUCAGUUUUGUCUAAUGAAAAUGGAAGUAGGCAAGAGGAUGGAGAUGUUAGAGAGGAAGUCGUCGAUAGAGACAGAGCCCAUGACAUUGCAUCUCGAUCAAAUAGAACAUGCUCGAGAGGAGGCAUUGUUUGUGAUGAAAACAAAGACAUUUCAAGAAGCUAUGGAUAUUUUCACAAAGGAGUCGCAAGAGGGGUCAAGGGCUGAUGAGGAGAAAAGAGGAAGAUGUUUAGAUUUGAAGGAUUAUGAUGAUGAAGACGAGAGACUAAUCUUUCUAGAUCCUAUUGGUUGGGACAUUGUUUCAGCUCCUUUUUAAUUAUCCAAAAAACGUUUUUUUUUUUGCUAUGUUUAGUUUCAUCUCUUUAUUAGUUUUCAUCUACUCUUAAAUAUUUCUUGUAAAUAUUUGUAUACUUGAAGAUGUUUUGUUGAUGUAUACACUGUAAAUUUUACAAUCUUUUUCUAUUUGAGCACAAUCAUCAUGUUGUGGAAUUGAAAAACCAAGAUCAUCUGGUGCUUAAUUAAUCUGUUUGUUAAAAAUCUAGAUCAUUUAUAAUGAAGUUAUUUCAUUACAAGUGACACAUGUUUUGUAAUGAAAACCUACGUUGCACGGAAGCUUCAUCGGACGUCCGCUUCCCGCUUCGGAACAGGAAUCGGAAUCGGAACCUUGUGGAAGCUUGCGGAAUCUCGCUUCCAAAACGCUUCUAAAAUAUUCUCUUUAAAAACAUGUUGGAAGCUUAUGAUUCCGUUUUGGCAUCACGCUUCUGUUUUUUUUUUAAAUACAAUGUAUAUCAAUAAAAUAUAAAACCAUAGUUUUAAUCUAUAUAAAAUAAAAA
This is a messenger RNA of Brassica rapa (field mustard), 937 nucleotides long. RefSeq lists its product as uncharacterized. The record is from RefSeq and is a predicted model, not a curated record. NCBI's taxonomy places the organism in Eukaryota, Viridiplantae, Streptophyta, Magnoliopsida, Brassicales, Brassicaceae.